This is a messenger RNA of Plasmodium coatneyi, 561 nucleotides long. RefSeq lists its product as uncharacterized. Bases 1 to 561 code for a protein of 186 amino acids. The record is from RefSeq and is a predicted model, not a curated record. Lineage: Eukaryota; Apicomplexa; Aconoidasida; Haemosporida; Plasmodiidae. The transcript has a single exon.
AUGCGAUCUGUCCUGUUAAGUGGCCCAUUCAUCCCUGAAAUUAACGUCGGGUACAACGUGAAGGCGAAUGGGGUCAGCAUUAACUUCUUAAAAGACCCCUUUUGCUUCAGGGACAAGACGAUCCAAAUCGUAAAUUCUAAACGGAGUGAAAGGGUUCCCAGUGUAGGGGAACUUCCAAAUGGUGAAAAUGAAGAAACGGUGAACCCUGUGAUAUCCGUGGAAGCGACAGAAUUGCAUGGAUGCGUUUAUCAGGGUGGCCGAAUAAUUGGGGAAGCUGCGCCAUAUGAAGAUGGCUUAGCAUAUGAGGAUGACUUAACAUAUGAAGAUGGCUUAAAAUAUGAAGGUAGAUUGUCAUAUGAAGAUGGUAUAUAUGCGGAUGGCUUACCACGCAAGAGCGAUCGUUUCCCGCAUGACGAAUCUACCAACAAACCACAGGAAGUGGAGAAGGCCUCCCUCCAUGACAACAAAAUGAAGUAUACUCUGAAAAGCGCAGAAAGGGAAAGGAUCUUCCAAAUGCCAAAGCUAGAUAUAAAAAAAAAAUACACAGUCCAGACGAAUUAA